AUGGCCUCGCGCACCCCGUCCCUUGAGUCGCUGCCCGGUGCCAACUCUAUAGGUUCGCUGGAGCGUGGCUCCCUAUCACCACUGACUUUGAGCGGCUCGUCGCCACCAGCGAGCGACUCCGCCGUAUGCGACCUCCGUGAAUUCGACGGACUCGACACAACCUGCGCGAUCUGCCGUGAAACCUUCAUUGACCCCAAGGUCCUCAACUGCUUCCACACAUUCUGCCGGAGCUGCCUAGAGAGGGAGCAAACUCACCCGGAGAAGGUCACCUGCGUCACCUGUCGCGUCGACAGCCAGCUACCAGCAGCUGGCGUUCCUGGACUCCUCACGAACCUCGUGAUAGCCGCGGCAGUAGAACAGGACGCCGAUCUACUCCCCACCGCGAGGCAGACCAACUCGCCCUCGGCCCGCUGCACGGGCUGCAAAUCGAAGGAAUCGGACGCAGUAGCCCGCUGCGUCGACUGUGCCAACUUCCUCUGUCCCAACUGCGUCAUGGCACACCAAUUCAUGCACUGCUUCGAAGGCCACCGUGUUCUCACGUUCACGGACCUCAAAGACGACAAGGGUAUGUUCGGAUCGACUUUGACGACGAGCGGUGAGAAGACCGCAUUCUGCACAAGACACAAAAACGAUAUCUUGAAAUACUUUUGUCGCACUUGCUCUGUGCCCGUAUGCAAGGAAUGCACCAUCAUAGAACACCCUGCUGCACUACACGACUGUGAACAUCUAUCCGAUGCCGGACCCAAGCAGUUAGAGCAUAUGCAGCAAGCUGUUACUGAGGCGAAAACACGUGCUACAGAAAUAAGGCACGUGGUAAAGACUGUAGAACACGCCGCAGGUAAACUGCAAGUACAAUAUCACAAAGCUCAAAAUGAAAUAAACGACACUUUCCAAUUCUACCGCUCUAUGCUUGAAGAGCGUAAGCAAGAGUUGCUAAAGGAACUCGAAAGCGUGUUUUCUACAAAACAAAUAGCUUUGACUGUGGUGGGUCAGAAAGCUCAAGAAACUGUUGACAAAAUCUAUCAAACCUGCGACUUUGUUGAGCGGCUGACGAAAUGCGCUAACAUUGCUGAAAUCCUUAUGUUCAGGAAAUUGCUAGACACCAAACUGCAAGCGUUAUUGAGUUCAAACCCAGAGCAAAGCGUUCAAACAGCCUGCGAACUCGAAUUCGUCUCGAACUAUCAGGCUAUUCAGGUUGGAGUGCGAAACACAUUCGGUUACGUGCGCUCGAGCUCCGAAGCUAAUAUCGGACCGUCCAAGCAGCCGCCUAUUGCACGCCCUACCAACGGUUCAUUGCUAAAUGGGGGUUCGUCUUCCAGUAGUAGCAGCGUGAAUGGAAGCUCCGGCAGCCUUAACGGCGGAAUUCACCUACCGACAGGCCUUAACGGCGUCCUGGAUCGUCCGUAUACGAAUGGAUUGCUCGGACCAACAAGCCAAUCGACAUCGCCUUUCGAAUCGAACAUUAUCUCGAAACGAUUCAAUAGCGCCAAUAGUCUUGGGCCUUUCACGUCCGCCAUCGGAGAUAUUAACCUGAACGGGAUCAACCCUUAUGAGAAAUGGUCGAACGGUGGUUGCGACACACUGUUCCCCCCAACCACCACCGACCCCUAUUCUCUAACGUCCGCCACCCACGCCGAUCCAAUCAUAGACUUGACGAAUAAACUAAUCUCCACGGCAAUUUUCCCCCCGAAGUCGCAAAUCAAACGGCAAAAAAUGAUUUACCACUGCAAAUUCGGCGAGUUUGGAGUGAUGGAGGGUCAGUUCACCGAGCCCAGCGGCGUCGCCGUCAACGCCCAGAACGACAUCAUCGUUGCGGACACCAACAACCACCGCAUACAGAUUUUCGACAAGGAGGGUCGAUUCAAAUUCCAAUUCGGCGAAUGCGGGAAGCGUGACGGUCAACUUCUCUACCCGAAUAGGGUGGCCGUGGUGCGCACGUCCGGCGAUAUCAUCGUGACAGAGAGGUCACCCACGCACCAGAUCCAGAUAUACAAUCAGUACGGCCAGUUCGUCCGCAAAUUCGGUGCCAACAUCCUGCAACACCCACGCGGCGUGACAGUUGACAAUAAGGGGCGCAUCGUGGUCGUUGAAUGCAAAGUGAUGCGCGUGAUAAUCUUCGACCAAGUCGGCAACGUCCUCCAGAAGUUCGGCUGCUCGAAACACCUCGAGUUCCCCAACGGAGUGGUGGUCAACGACAAGCAGGAGAUCUUUAUCAGCGACAACCGCGCGCACUGCGUCAAAGUGUUCAACUACGAGGGUAUCUACUUGAGACAGAUUGGCGGUGAAGGUGUGACCAACUAUCCCAUCGGAGUCGGCAUUAACGCGUCAGGAGAGAUCCUAAUAGCCGACAACCACAACAACUUCAACUUGACAAUUUUCACACAGGACGGCCAGCUGGUUUCUGCGUUGGAAAGCAAAGUAAAACACGCUCAAUGCUUCGAUGUGGCCCUCAUGGAUGACGGGUCGGUCGUACUCGCCAGCAAGGAUUACCGGCUCUAUAUAUAUCGCUACGUUCAAGUGCCGCCUAUAGGCAUG
This is a messenger RNA of Iphiclides podalirius (scarce swallowtail), 2535 nucleotides long. NCBI's taxonomy places the organism in Eukaryota, Metazoa, Arthropoda, Insecta, Lepidoptera, Papilionidae. The record is from the annotation of a GenBank genome assembly.